AAAUCAGGGGGAAGUAGUGACGGGAGGGGUCUGAGGGUCCCGUCUUGUAAUAAUCCCACAAGCUAUAAUCUCCAGGGAGAGAGAACAGGGCUGACCGUAUACCACAGCCAGAGGACAGUAAUACACAGAGGCGGGACACGAGGAGGGCGGAGUAUCGGUCACAUGAAGAGGUCUUAUUCUGGAACACAUCUGGCAGAACGAAACAGUAACCGUGCUCGCAACAUGUCUGAGAAUGGGACACACGACCGUAUCCUGACGCGGGAGUCCAUGAAUCCCCGUAUCAAGAAGGUGGAGUACGCUGUGCGCGGACCCAUAGUCACCAGAGCGGUGGAGCUGGAGAAAGAGCUGGAACAGGGCGUAAAGAAGCCGUUUACAGAGGUGAUUAAAGCUAAUAUUGGAGAUGCCCACGCCAUGGGCCAGAAGCCAAUCACCUUCCUGAGACAGGUCACUGCCAUCUGUCUGUACCCUGAGCUUCUGAAUGACAACAAGUUUCCAGAUGACGUGAAGCAGAAGGCAUUGCGUAUCCUGCAGGCAUGCGGGGGCAAUAGCAUCG
Molecule: messenger RNA, 553 nt
Organism: Pseudophryne corroboree (corroboree frog)
Lineage: Eukaryota; Metazoa; Chordata; Amphibia; Anura; Myobatrachidae
Product: alanine aminotransferase 2-like
Exons: 5
Molecular function (GO): L-alanine:2-oxoglutarate transaminase activity
Source: RefSeq, a predicted model, not a curated record